Messenger RNA from Penicillium mononematosum, 1962 nucleotides. RefSeq names its product fungal specific transcription factor domain-containing protein. Gene Ontology annotation, biological process: DNA-templated transcription. The transcript is spliced from 8 exons. Bases 1 to 1962 code for a protein of 653 amino acids. The record is from RefSeq and is a predicted model, not a curated record. Gene Ontology annotation, molecular function: zinc ion binding; DNA binding. NCBI's taxonomy places the organism in Eukaryota, Fungi, Ascomycota, Eurotiomycetes, Eurotiales, Aspergillaceae.
AUGCAGCCCUGCCAAAACUGCGUGUCAUGGAAUCUCACUUGUGAAGUAGGGGUUUCACGCCGUGGAAAAUAUCCCCGCCGAAAGAAAAAGGGAUCGGCUCGAACAUCCACAACGCCGAUUAACCCGGCGAAUGCGUCGGAUUCCCGACUCAUACAGGGACAAUUUCCAUUACCCGGGCACAGCUCUCAGUACCCACCGGCUCGUCCCGUGACAGCAGAGGAUGCGAUCCAUAAAACCGUGUUCCUCGGCGAGUCAAGUCCUCUCACCUGCGUUGUGGACGAAGGGCGACGAUCCCCAGACAAGGGGUACGCGUGCAGUAUCCAAAAAGGCCGACUUCACUACUCCAUUUCUGAGAUUAGUGGCGCAACGGAAAGUAGCCAAGAUUCACUGGGUCCCCGUCGCAAGCUGAUACAUGAUCGUCUUACCCGUGAAGGGGCCUUUGUAUUCCCGUCGCCUGCUGUCUGCGAUACGUUACUUCAAGCUUAUUUUGACUGGCUCCAUCCAUGUUUCCCAAUUCUCGAUCGGGCAGAUCUGCAAUGUGACUACCAAGAUGGCACACUAUCACCAUUACUCUUUCAGUCAAUGCUCUUCAUUGGAGUGAGCCUGUGCUCGGAUGGAGCUUUGAACACCACGGGGUUUGGUAAUCGCUACCAAGCGAAAGAAGUAUUUUACCAAAGAGCAAAGGAUAUCUAUGACUCAGGUUGGGAGAUUGAUACGGUUAUAAAGUUGCAAUCCUUAUUUCUCCUGAGCUUUUGGCGUGGAAGCCCAACCGAGGAGCGCGAUGUUCGAUUCUGGCUUGGAGCUGCCAUCAGCCUGGCCCAGAAAAAGGGCAUGCAUGUCAUGUCGAAAUUGUCCUUCCUCAAUACCAAAGACCAAAAGCUUUGGAAACGAAUCUGGUGGGCUUUAUAUGUUCGCGAUCAACAAACAUCGGCAGCUUUGGGGCUGCCACCUCGAAUACGUGAUGAAGACUGCCAAGUCGCUGACCUUGAAGCUGUAGACUUUGAGGAAAGCAAGCCUAUGGGACCUCCUGAAAUAUUCCGCACACCACCAGAAGUCCACAUUCCUUAUGUGAUUGGCAUGGCCCAACUAGCCAGAUUAUUGCGGGAAAUAGUUUGCAGCCAGUAUCUACCUGGUCGAUCCAAGUUGGACCAUGAAGCUCGACCAAUGCUCCGUCAGCGUUUAGUUGACUGGGAGUCACGCCUCCCAAAAGAAAUGCAAUUUCAAAUGCCCAUGAGCAGGGAAGCCAUGUUCCUAGUUGGCAUGCUUCAUAUGGCCUAUAACAACUUGUACAUUCUCCUGUACCGACCCCUUUUCUUACAGCCCCCAGGCCAAUCGGCGAAUCCAGAAGGAAACGUCGCCCUGCAUGCAGCGACACGAAGCACCCGCAUUUUAGAGGACAUGCUCUCAGAAAAUCUGGUCCAACAUGGAUCAGUUCACCUAAUCACCCACACCUUUUCGGCUUUAUGUAUACACACCAUUCAUUUCGGACGCGUCACAGGCACAGCCCGCAAGUUAGCAGAACACAGGGCGAAGUUAUGCCUAUUGGGGUUGAAGGAACUGCAGAAAUCAUGGGACUUGGAGAACUGGGUCCUGGAUCUUUUCUUCCGGUGCUUGGAUGAUCGUACUGCUCGCGAUCUCCGACUAGCAGAUCCUGCUUUGCCAUCGUCAACAUCACAAACAGGGGGUCGAAAUAUCGAGAUGACACCUGCGUCUCCUGCCAGUGGUCCAUACAGACCCCCUUCUCCUACCGCAGGGGACGAUCUCUUGCAAACUACCAACCCAAUGCCUCACCAUAACCCCGGGGAAGAGGCUGCAAUUAACAUGGACUGGUAUGAGCUGUUCAACGUGGAAGGCGAUGAUGUUAUGGGCCUUGCUGGCUCAUUAUCAAACCCAGACUAUCUGAACCCACAAAACCUCGAGUUUCUACAGGUGACAUUCGCGCUCAGUGAGGAUAUGGGGUGA